This is a messenger RNA of Physella acuta, 1038 nucleotides long. Its product is annotated as zinc finger protein 544-like. NCBI's taxonomy places the organism in Eukaryota, Metazoa, Mollusca, Gastropoda, Physidae. The record is from RefSeq and is a predicted model, not a curated record.
AUGGAAAAUACAGUAGGGAAAAAAGAAACAAAAAAUUCUCCACCAACUGUACCAACAAGCAAUAUCAUGAAAAACAAAGUAAGGAGAGAAUUACCUCUCUUCAACUUCAGUUGCAGGUGUGGUGAGAAGCUUCCAACCUUCGCUAGUUAUAAACACCAUUUAUAUUUGCACUCAGUAGAGACAGAUAAUGAAAAGCCAUUCAGAUGUGAUGUUUGCAUGCAAACAUUUAAUGACCUGUUGAGUUUAACAUUGUCACCAUCUACCAGUAAUGGAUUAAUCUGUUGUGUUUGUAAGAAUGGACUGUCAUCAGAAAAUCAUGUAGUUAACGAAGUACACAGUGAAGUAUUGCAGCCUACAGAGUUAAACUGUGUUCAGGAGCAUUCAGCAGAGAAGCUGAUUGAGUGUGAUACUCUUAAAAGAUUUUGUUUUGAAAAAGACUACAAUCAGCACAAAUCAAAUCAUGCUGGAGUGCAUACAGGUGAGAGGCCAUUCAAAUGUGAAUUUUGUUCUAGAGGUUUUACUCGAAGAUAUGAUAUGAUUCAGCAUGAAAGAUUGCAUACAGGGGAAAAACCAUUUAAAUGUGAUUUGUGUUCUGAAGAAUUCACUCGAAAAAGUGAUUUGAGGCUUCAUAAAAUUCGCCAUACAGAAAGAAAAGCACUUGAGUGUGAUAUUUGUCUACAGAAAUUUCAUUAUGAAAAUUUUAUUGAGCAUCAACGAGAGUUUUCAGGAUUGGUGUGCACUUUGUGUCAGAGGCAUUUUAAAAAAGAAAGAAAAAGAUCGUUUGAAUUUGCUAGCUUAGUACCAUCUAAAGUAAUGUACUAUUGCAAUGGACAAACCAACUGCCAGCUGAAGAAGAAAUCAUCCAGAGACAAUGGAGAUGCAAUGGCCACACAGGAAGCCUGCAUCUGGCACAGCAAGCAAGACAGGCCCUCACCUGGAAUUCAAAGGGCAAAAGAAAAACAAAGAAGACCUGGAGACGUGGCCUGUAAGAUGACACAAAGAAGAUUAGAUACACCUGGUGACAGUUGGAGAGACUAG